UGUCUCGUGGUAGUCUUUCGAGUAUAGCAGACAGCGACGGACGUAUUAUGGCUGACGAGCUGAACAUUUCAGUCGGCGCAUACGAGCCAGAUGGCGAAACCGGUACGACUGGCGUCCUUGUUAGUUCGGCCGGUUACGACAAUGGCGCAGUCGGUAGCGCUGCCGGAUCAUCGAAAAAGAAGAUUUCCAAGAAAAAAUUAAUGAAAGAAUUGAAAGAAGCUGUCGAAAAAAACAAUCUGCUGCGAGAACAAGUGUCAAGGCUUUCCUCAGACCAAAGUAUGAGUGGCGGGUUCCGUCAUACUUGUUCAAGUACCGUCCGGGAAGAAAUGUCUGACUCUAGGAACGAUUCCUUAUUACUCUCUACGAUGAGUAGCUGGUCUUUGGGAAUGUUGAACGUUCCGGAAUGUGUGCCAACUCAAGGAGAAUCGGAAAUUGAUAAAAGAGCAUAUGAAUAUUUUAAAGAUACUUUGGUGGCUUCUCUACAACUGGUGAAUUCGGCGGAUGAACAAGCAAAAUUUGGAGUGUUUAAAAUCAAAGCGGGUGCAAAGUUGCGAGAAAUAUUUCAGACAACAGUUUCGGCACCUGGAAUGCCUGACGAGAGAAUGGAACCAUUUUCAAAUGCUCUUGCACGACUCGAUGAUUAUUUCGGAUCCAGGGCGUACAUAUUAUCUCAGCGAGGUAAACUGAUGAAUUUGUGCCAAACAGCAACUGAGACAAGUAUUGAGUUCGUUCGACGAGUGGCUACCGCGGCAAAAUUGUGUAAUUACGGUACCGAUGAAGAGAUGGAGGCAGUUGUUAGAGCUAUUACUAAAAGUGCAAGUGACAGGAGAGUACGAGUUCUUGCACACAGAAAUUGGGUGAAGCAAGGGACUAUGAAAGACCUUAUCGAUUUGGUGCGUGAUCAUGAAAUAGAGAAAGCAAACGAGGAAGAAUUCCAAAGAACUCAUCGCGGAGGUGAGUCAGCAGUAACAGCAGCAGUUUCCACCAAUCUACAUAAGUUACAAGUACAACGGCAAGCAAGCCUUCGUUCAAACUGGCGAGGCAGAGUAGCACCACGAGGUAAUCGAUUUUUUGGCAGAGGAGGAAGAAGUUUCAAUCAAGGGAUGUUGCGCAAUCAGAGUGGAUCUAACUGCUGGAGGUGUGGCAGUGACUUUCAUCGCUCAUUCGCUUGUCCUGCUGCUGAUAAAGUGUGUUACACUUGCGGCCGUGUAGGCCACAUUGCACGUAUUUGUACAUCAUCCAAUCAACAAAUCCGAGAAAGGUCAUGGAAGCGACCAUCCGAUUCCAAGGAGCAAGGAGUGCCCAAGAAAGUUGCGGUUAUUGAAAGCAAGUCUGUACAGCAAGAAACAGUUAACGAGGUACAGGAACUUGAUGAAGACCCAGAGUAGGAAUGCAGUACUGACACAUUCUCGUUAAUAGCUUUCAACUUAACUUCGUUUAUUAUUUUUCAAUUU
This is a messenger RNA of Topomyia yanbarensis, 1454 nucleotides long. RefSeq lists its product as uncharacterized. NCBI's taxonomy places the organism in Eukaryota, Metazoa, Arthropoda, Insecta, Diptera, Culicidae. Gene Ontology annotation, molecular function: nucleic acid binding; zinc ion binding. Bases 48 to 1388 code for a protein of 446 amino acids. The record is from RefSeq and is a predicted model, not a curated record. The transcript is spliced from 2 exons.